AUGCGGAAUGCGGCGGCAAAAGCUGCGGAAGUAGUGAAGCCAGGCGCGCAUGGCUAUGAGUUUGGCGGACCGUACGCCCUCGGCGCAUUCGUUAUCUCAUUUGGCCUUCCGAUACUUUGCUGGGCUUUCGCCUUCCUCUGCAACGAUGUCUCCGGCUGCCCUGCGCCCUCGCUUUUGUCUCCGCGCAAGCUCUUCGCUUCGCCAUCCUUCUCCUCACAUACGGGUUGGCAGCAUGCCAUUGACACGUUGAAGAAGGAGACUGGCUGGCCAGGCUUUGCAGGCUUGAUCAAUGCCGAAGCUGCCAUUGGCACAUUGGCAUGGUAUGGGCUCAGCCUGUUCCUGUAUGUGCUCCUACCGGCCGAAGAAGUGAAGGGCACAGAAUUGCGGACUGGAGGCAGGUUGACGUACAGGUUCAAUUCCUUCAUCUCCGCUCUGGCGAUCCUCUUCAGCUGCGCAGCAGGCACUUGGGUACUAGGACCUGACUUUCAGGUCUGGACCUUCAUCAACCGAAAUUAUGUCCAGAUCAUGACGACCAACAUCAUCAUCUCCUAUGUGCUGGCCACCUAUGUCUACCUUCGCUCUUUCGCAGUCAAGGCUGGCAACAGCGAGAUGCGAGAACUAGCAGCCGGCGGCCAUAGCGGCAACAUCCUCUACGACUGGUUCAUUGGGCGUGAACUCAACCCACGCGUCACUUUGCCUUUCUUCGGCGAGGUCGACAUCAAGUCCUUCAUGGAACUGCGGCCUGGCAUGCUUGGCUGGGUCGUUCUGAACCUCGCCUUCAUGGCGAAGCAGUACAAAUCGUACGGCUACAUCACAGACUCAAUGCUCAUUGUUGUCAUCACUCAAGGCAUCUACGUGAUUGAUGCGCUCUACUACGAAAGCGCCAUACUGACAACCAUCGACUUGACGACUGACGGCUUCGGCUUCAUGCUCGCAUUUGGCGACCUCGUCUGGCUUCCUUUCACUUACAGCAUCCAAGCGAGGUAUCUCUCCGUCCACCCAGUCAUUCUCGGACCAUGGAAUGUGCUCGCUAUUCUUUCGGUUGCGGGUGUCGGCUACUUUAUCUUCCGAGGCAGCAACAGCCAGAAGAACGCCUUCCGCACAAACAGCGACGAUCCGGCCGUCUCGCACCUCGAAUACAUCCAAACGGCCAACGGCAGCAAGCUUCUAACUACCGGCUGGUGGGGUCGCGCACGUCACAUCAAUUACAUCGGUGACUGGACAAUGUCAUGGGCGUACUGCUUGCCGACAAUGUUGUCAGGAUACAAAAUCGUCAACAGCAUGCUUACUCCCGGUAGCAGGCUUGUUACGCAAGACGGCAUGAAGGGUGCGGCGAUACCGAUCACGUACUUCUAUAUGCUGUACUUUGCGGUGCUGUUGGUGCAUCGUCAGAUGCGGGAUGAUGAGAAGUGCAGACGUAAGUAUGGCAAGGAUUGGGACGAGUACUGCGAGAAGGUGCCGUGGCGGAUUGUGCCGUACGUGUACUGA
Molecule: messenger RNA, 1488 nt
Organism: Baudoinia panamericana UAMH 10762
Lineage: Eukaryota; Fungi; Ascomycota; Dothideomycetes; Mycosphaerellales; Teratosphaeriaceae
Exons: 3
Coding region: 1-1488 (495 amino acids)
Biological process (GO): ergosterol biosynthetic process
Cellular component (GO): endoplasmic reticulum membrane
Molecular function (GO): Delta14-sterol reductase activity
Source: RefSeq, a predicted model, not a curated record